AUGUCCUGUCGCUCCUACAGGAUCAGCCCAGGAUGUGGAGUUACCAGAAACUUCAGCUCCUGCUCAGCAGUGGCCCCCAAAACUGGCAACCGCUGCUGCAUCAGCGCAGCUCCCUUCCGAGGAGUGUCUUGCUACCGGGGAUUGACGGGCUUCAGCAGCCGAAGCCUCUGUAACCCCAGCCCCUGUGGGCCCCGCAUGGCUGUUGGGGGCUUUCGAGCCGGCUCCUGUGGGCGCAGCUUUGGAUACCGCUCUGGAGGCGUCUGCGGGCCCAGCCCCCCCUGCAUCACCACAGUUUCUGUCAAUGAGAGCCUGCUCACACCCCUCAACCUGGAGAUCGACCCCAAUGCUCAGUGCGUGAAGCAUGAGGAGAAGGAACAGAUCAAGUGCCUCAACAGCAAGUUUGCUGCCUUCAUCGACAAGGUGCGCUUCCUGGAGCAGCAGAACAAGCUGCUGGAGACCAAGUGGCAGUUCUACCAGAACCAGCGCUGCUGUGAGAGCAACCUGGAGCCGCUGUUUGGAGGCUACAUCGAGACGCUGAGGCGGGAGGCUGAGUGUGUGGAGGCCGACAGCGGGAGGCUGGCUGCUGAGCUCAACCAUGUGCAGGAGGCCAUGGAGGGCUACAAGAAAAAGUAUGAAGAGGAGGUGGCUUUGAGGGCUACGGCAGAGAAUGAGUUUGUGGUUCUCAAGAAGGAUGUGGACUGCGCCUACUUACGUAAAUCAGACCUGGAGGCCAACGUGGAGGCCUUGGUGGAGGAGUCAAGCUUCCUGAAGCGUCUCUAUGAAGAGGAGGUCCGCGUUCUACAAGCCCACAUCUCAGACACCUCCGUCAUCGUCAAGAUGGACAACAGCCGGGACCUGAACAUGGACUGUGUCGUGGCUGAGAUCAAGGCUCAGUAUGAUGAUGUUGCAAGCCGCAGCCGGGCAGAGGCUGAGUCCUGGUACCGCACCAAGUGUGAGGAGAUGAAGGCCACAGUGAUCCGGCAUGGGGAGACCCUGCGCCGCACCAGAGAGGAGAUGAAUGAGCUGAACAGGAUCAUCCAGAGGCUGACGGCCGAGAUCGAGAAUGCCAAGUGCCAGCGCUCCAAGCUAGAAGCUGCUGUGGCUGAGGCAGAGCAGCAGGGAGAGGCCGCCCUCACUGAUGCCCGCUGCAAGCUGGCUGAGCUGGAGGCUGCCCUGCAGAAGGCCAAGCAGGACAUGGCCUGCCUGCUCAAGGAGUACCAGGAGGUGAUGAACUCCAAGCUGGGGCUGGACAUCGAGAUCGCCACCUACAGGCGCCUGCUGGAGGGCGAGGAGCACAGGCUGUGCGAGGGUGUGGGCUCUGUGAAUGUCUGUGUCAGCAGCUCCCGUGGAGGAGUCACAUGUGGAGGCCUCACAUAUGGCACAACUCCAGGCCGCCAGAUUGCCUCUGGGCCCUCUGCCACUGGGGGCAGCAUCACAGUGAUGGCCCCUGACUCCUGCUCUCCCUGCCAGCCCCGCACCUCCAGCUUCACCUGUGGGAGCAGCCGCUCAGUGCGCUUUGCUUAGUGCCAGGACCUCCAGAUGAGCCACCUGUCUGCCCAGAGUGGAGUGGUGUGUGAAUGGGAAAUGUGUGCUUGCUUCCAGAAUCUUCCAGAUGUUCCUGUGAGAGGAAAGAGUUCAGGGCCACUCUCCUCCGUCUUUGCCUUUUAGGGAGUUGUCU
This is a messenger RNA of Apodemus sylvaticus (European woodmouse), 1678 nucleotides long. Its product is annotated as keratin, type II cuticular Hb5. The transcript has 9 exons. The record is from RefSeq and is a predicted model, not a curated record. Lineage: Eukaryota; Metazoa; Chordata; Mammalia; Rodentia; Muridae. Gene Ontology annotation, cellular component: keratin filament. Gene Ontology annotation, biological process: intermediate filament organization; keratinization. Bases 1 to 1524 code for a protein of 507 amino acids. Gene Ontology annotation, molecular function: structural constituent of skin epidermis.